Messenger RNA from Castor canadensis (American beaver), 514 nucleotides. NCBI's taxonomy places the organism in Eukaryota, Metazoa, Chordata, Mammalia, Rodentia, Castoridae. The record is from RefSeq and is a predicted model, not a curated record.
CCGCGUUGAGUGUUGCGAACGCCAACCAAUCAGCAUACGUCCUCGCAAGUCCGUCCUGAGGCCGACUCUGAUUGGAUAACUGGUGGCAGGGGCGGCAACCCUAGACUGUUGAAAAACACGGUUUGCACGAGUACGGAUGUCACAGCCCUAGUAAGGGCGGAAGUGGUGGGACCCAGGUGGGGACCUCUAGUCUGAGCUGCCGCCCUCGCUGGGUUGCAGCUAUGGAACUCAGCGCCGACUACCUCCGCCAGAAGCUGAAGCGGGACCUGGAGGCGGAGCACGUGGAGGUGGAGGACACGACUCCCAACCGUUGCGCGACCAGUUUCCGAGUCCUGGUGGUGUCGGCUAAGUUCGAAGGGAAACCACUGCUUCAGAGACACCGGCUGGUGAAUGAGUGUCUGGCAGAAGAGCUCCCACACAUCCAUGCCUUUGAGCAGAAAACCCUGACCCCAGAGCAGUGGACCCGGGAGCGUCCCAAACGAGGAACCCCUGCACAGCCAUAAAAGUAUAAACC